Molecule: messenger RNA, 726 nt
Organism: Lentinula edodes (shiitake mushroom)
Lineage: Eukaryota; Fungi; Basidiomycota; Agaricomycetes; Agaricales; Omphalotaceae
Exons: 4
Coding region: 1-726 (241 amino acids)
Source: RefSeq, a predicted model, not a curated record
AUGCCUGUACCCCAGCGUUCCCCCGAUGUUCUCCAUCCCUUUCCCCGAGCUCGAGCUACUGCUGCUUUAAGGGCUGAAAAUGAAACUCUACGGGCCGAAGUAGCAGACCUCCGCAAGCUUCUGGAGACAUCCCGGGCUGAAACUUCGAUGCUCACCUCCCUCCUUCGGGACACUACGACUUCUUUGGACGAUCGUAACAAGGACCUAGAGGCGAGUCGUCGUGCCCUGCAAGAUGUCGCAGCAGAUCGCCUGGAGUAUUCCCAUGUUCUGGCUCAGUUUAGGGCUAUUGAAGCUGAACUGCCGGAAGCUCCCUUGGAGGACGCGCUUACAUGGUUUCAUCUUGUGGUUGCGCAGGUAGACUCCUAUAGGGAAGUGGCCAUAAGGCAGAAGCAGGAAAUUUUGGAGCUUCGAGAACAGGUCGACAAGGAACAGAAGCGUUCUUUUGAGGCCCAUGAGGAGCUGGAUGCUGCUAACGCGCAUGUUAUACGUUUACGGGACCGUCUGGAGGACCUUGAAGAAACCGCUCAUGUCGCUGAGGAGCUUAUUCGUAAAUAUCCUGAGGAUGAGGGGCUGUAUGAGGUGGAUCUACCCUCGCUCUCCUCCUUGCAGAAUAAGUUGACGGCUUCCGAGGCGAUGUCUCCUCCAUCCUCCGGAACGGAUGAGAACUGUUGUCGAAUUGGCUCUGGAGUAUCUGUCAUGCCUCGCCCCAAAUUCCAUAGCCCAUAA